CGUGAAGAUGGCUCGUACCAAACAGACGGCCCGAAAAUCAACCGGCGGUAAGGCGCCGCGGAAGCAACUCGCCACCAAGGCCGCUCGUAAGAGCGCUCCGGCCACGGGAGGUGUGAAGAAACCUCAUCGUUACAGACCCGGUACGGUCGCUCUUCGUGAAAUACGUCGCUAUCAGAAGAGUACGGAACUUUUGAUACGCAAGCUGCCGUUCCAGCGUCUUGUCCGUGAGAUCGCACAAGACUUCAAGACGGAUCUACGUUUCCAGAGUUCGGCCGUUAUGGCGUUACAGGAAGCUAGCGAGGCUUACCUCGUCGGUCUAUUCGAAGACACGAACCUGUGCGCUAUCCACGCCAAGCGUGUAACGAUCAUGCCCAAGGAUAUUCAAUUGGCGCGUAGGAUCCGAGGAGAACGUGCUUAAUUACGUGACGUCGUCGAUUGCAUACUACUGCGUGUGUUUAUAAUAAUAAUAAAUAUACGUAGUAGUAGUAUUUGCAAAAUAUAAUUAUCAAAAAGGCCCUUUUCAGGGCCGCAUAUAUAUAUCUGAAAACGAAAAAAAAAAUGUUUGUUUCAUACGUUCAAUCA
This is a messenger RNA of Nymphalis io (European peacock), 582 nucleotides long. Its product is annotated as histone H3. The coding region runs from base 8 to 418 and encodes 136 amino acids. Gene Ontology annotation, molecular function: structural constituent of chromatin; DNA binding; protein heterodimerization activity. NCBI's taxonomy places the organism in Eukaryota, Metazoa, Arthropoda, Insecta, Lepidoptera, Nymphalidae. The transcript has a single exon. The record is from RefSeq and is a predicted model, not a curated record. Gene Ontology annotation, cellular component: nucleosome.